Molecule: messenger RNA, 1048 nt
Organism: Spodoptera exigua (beet armyworm)
Lineage: Eukaryota; Metazoa; Arthropoda; Insecta; Lepidoptera; Noctuidae
Source: the annotation of a GenBank genome assembly
CUGCAGUCUGGCUGCGCUUAUCACUCGCGCAUGUUUGUCCGAGACGCGUGUUCUGUUUCUUAAAGUGACAUUAUGAAUUACGAAAGCCGUGAUAAUCGACCAAUGCUAAUAAAGCUCGAGGAAGAUCUUGAGUACCCGGAGGAUGAAGAGCAUUACUACGGGUACGCGCCGGUUGAAGUUGAGCGGCACGCUGAGCCGGCGGGAUUCGCACCUUCCUCGCCAACACACCUGAUGGACCUCAGCAACGGGUCGGAACGACCCACACAACAACAUCCUUGGCCGUCAAGCGUAGUGUUCGACGGAGAGGACCGAGACUACCAACAACCAUCUUACACGUCCUUCGAACAACAGUUCAUCGAUCAACGACAAAGACAAGUCCCAAGAAGCUACUACUUUGAUGAUUCCAAUUCUCAAGACAGAGUUCGGAGUUACUACGAGCCGGGUGAUAUGCCAAAGAUGGGAGAGGGUUACAGAGGUACCGACGACAGGAGAGAGGAGACGGAAGAACAAAGGAGGUCGAGGAAGAGAUCCAAAGCUUCACGAAAGAAGACACAGUCGUUUGAAGAGAUGCAGAUACAGCGAGUGAUGGCUAACGUGAGGGAGCGUCAGCGCACACAGAGUUUGAACGAGGCGUUCGCGAGCUUGCGGCAGAUCAUCCCUUCGCUGCCGAGCGAUAAGUUGUCUAAGAUACAAACUCUGCAGCUGGCGACGCAGUACAUAGAAUUCCUGUAUCAAAUCCUGUCGAAUAGUGAAUCGGCGGGAAGCAGUGAUUCCAACAGCGACGCGGGCAGCGAGCAUGGCAAGUACCUCGCGCAAGACAAAUUAAGUUACGCCUUCUCCGUGUGGAGAAUGGAGGGAGAGUGGACACACGGACAGACGUGAUACACUUUCCAUACAGUGUACGCCUAGUGAUACUGAAAAGACGCUUAUAUUAUUCCAUUGUAGGUAUUAUUGAUUCUGUGUUAAGUGAUGUGUAAAUCGUGAACAAAUUAGUUAUUAAUUAAUAUUAGUAAGUUGAAUAUGUGAUAGUUAAUUAAGUGGAUAGGGA